Procambarus clarkii (red swamp crayfish) is the source of this 8268-nucleotide messenger RNA. RefSeq names its product putative leucine-rich repeat-containing protein DDB_G0290503. NCBI's taxonomy places the organism in Eukaryota, Metazoa, Arthropoda, Malacostraca, Decapoda, Cambaridae. The record is from RefSeq and is a predicted model, not a curated record. Gene Ontology annotation, cellular component: microtubule plus-end; microtubule organizing center; mitotic spindle pole. Gene Ontology annotation, molecular function: microtubule binding; protein kinase binding; transcription cis-regulatory region binding. Gene Ontology annotation, biological process: positive regulation of microtubule polymerization; establishment of mitotic spindle orientation; centriole replication.
UCUUGUGUGACACGCCGUGUGUGUUGUGUGUGUGUGUCUCCCCCUCCCCCCCGCCCCAUGUGUCCAGCGGCACACAAUGGGUCUUCACCGCGUGUAUAGACGCUAAUAGCAUUGGCCCUCUCGGCCUUACAUAUCAUUGCUGUCUCCACUUGAUAGCUGGCCUCCAUGACUUACACGACCUGACCGCUAAUUUGUUAUUGUUUUCAUCUGCUGCUGAGAGCGUCGUCGCCGCCGCCAUGUUGGUCAGCUUGACUUGAGCUUAACGUGACCACCAGAGGUCAUGCUAGGCUCACUGUUGUUGUUGUUGCACGUGUUCACCAGCACUUGAUCACCAUCUCUGUUCACUUGCACUCUUGCUUCACGCCCUGGGGUGCCCACGCACCCGCACGCCCACACCAUGUUUGGCUUCGGUGGGCGAUCACCAGGGCGGCUGGCUACUACGCCCCCGGGACCAGCACCGCCUACGCCUAUAGGUCACCCCUUCUUCAGUGGAAGUCCAGCACAACUACAAGAUGCCAACAGUCUGGACUCAUCAAGCAGCAGCUCCAUUCCCUUCUCCCUGGGCUUGCGUUCACCGGGGAAGGUAUCUCCACUACGAGGGCGGACCAUGAAGGAGUAUGAGGAGCAACUAGGCAGCCUCAAGAAGGAGAAUUUCUCACUUAAACUGCGCAUCUACUUCCUUGAGGAGCGCAUGGAUCAGAAGUAUGAUAAGGAGGACAAGGACGAACUCUAUAAAACUAAUAUUGAACUCAAGGUUGAGACAGAGGCGCUGAAGCAAGAGUUGUACGACAAGCAAGAGUUGGUGCGGCAGGCGUCAACGGUGCUGUCAGGGUUGGAGCAGCAGUUCAAGGAGCAGGUGGCACAAAUUCAAGAAAAUCAUGAGCAGGAGAAGGAGAAGCUGCAGAGUCAGGUCCAGCAGCUGCAGUCAUAUAUCCAGGAGCUGCAGAAGGAAGUUGACGAAUAUGCCAACCGAUGUCACGAAGAAAAGGGCCAGCUUGGCGAGCUAACUCAACUGUGUGGUCUGGCAUUCAGCAAUGGAGCAGAGGAUGAGGACGAGGCAGAAGCUCAGGCACCUUCUCUCUCUAAGGACAAUUUGAGUCUACCGCUGAAUCUUGCAGGGUUCACGAGCGGUUACAGCACUCCAUCACCUGUGCAAGGAAUAUUCAGCAUGCCAACCACGAUGUCGGAACCAGCUGUCCUCAAGAAGCCACAGCCUGAGUUUACAUCGGCCAAUGACAGUUUCAAUAAGGCUAAGAGUGAAGUCACAGAAUCAGCCGAGCAGAAGGUGGUGGCUCUGGAAGCCCAGGUGGCUGAGCUAAAAAAUCGAGUGACUGAACUUGAGGAAGAACUGGCUGCAAAAGAAGAAACUACAUCUGUAUUAGAGGGAGAUCUUGCCAAUUUAAGGAAGGAGUUGGAAGACAAAGUAGAAAAGAUAGCAGAUCUGGAGGCGGAAGUGACGGAAAAGGACUUGAAAAUCGAUGAUGUGAUGCAGGAGCUGGAAACGCGGCACAUAGAGAUCCAAGCCAAGGAUGACCAGAUACAAAGCCUCCAUCAUGAUUUAGAUAGAGUUGAGCCAGAAAUAGAGGUCAAGGUUCAAGAAAUUGUGGAGCGUGAUCGAAUCAUUGAAGAAAAAAUAGAGCAAAUUGAACAGCAGAACAAAAUUCUAGUGGAAAUCCAAAUUACAUUAGAUGAAAAACAGAAGCAAAUUGCUGAUAUGGAACACAAGAUUACAGAAUCAAGUGAAAAGAUAAAGAAGCUCACAGAGAAGCUUGAUAAAUCCUGUAAAGUUAUUCAGACAUUUGCAGAAGUUGUUCAGGCUCGAGAUAAAGAAAUUGCUGCUCUGACAAAAGAAUUAAAACGCAAAGAAAAGAAAGUCCGAGACCUCGUGGCAGAACUGAAGGAGGCUCUCGACAUGCUGAACAAGGCAAAAUGGGAAGCGGAGACAAGUGGUGGUGAAGAUGGUGUCAAGGAAAUGGCAGAAGAGGAGAAUGAGCGAUUAUGGGCAGAAUUGGAGUCCCGCAAGAAUGAGGUGCUGGCACUGCGGGCAGAACACAAACACUCCUUAUCUGAGGCUGAGGAGCGUGUACAUCAACUUCAGAAACAGUUGGAUGAAAAACUAAAAGCCCUUGAAACUCAGCAAGACCAACACAAUAAAGAGACUGAGGAAUGGGAGGUGCGUUUGCGUGAUAAGGCCCAGCAACUAGCACGCCUUGAAGGAGAACUUCAGACACUUCACGGUGAUAUGUCUAACAGGGAGGGACAGUUGCGCACUAAUCAAGGACUUGUUCAAGGAUUAGAAGAUGAACUGGCUGCAGCUAAAGACCAACUGAAGGAUAAAAAGGCAGAAUUGGAAAUUCUUCAGGAAGAACUGAAAAAGAAAAAUAAUGACAUGCAGGAUUUGGUGAAUCAUGAGUUGUGGGAAAGGAAUAGGGAGAUUGAGCGUCUACAGGAAAAACUCAGUGCCUUAUCAUCAGAUCGUCGCCAUCAAAUUGAAUGCUUGAAGGAUGAAUUAGAAACCAAGAAUAGUGAAUUAAGGAGACUGAGAACUAGGUUAAAUUGUGAGACUUCUGAAACUAAUGAUGGCAACCAGAUAGCAUUAUGCUCUAAAGUGAAUAACACCCAGUCUGCAGUAAAUCCCACAGCAAAUAACCAACCCAAGAAUGCUGCUCAUUUGACAGUAGUUACGGGAUCUGGAGGUGCUGAUGUAGUUACUGUAAAUCGUCCAUUACAUCUGACAUUCACUGAUGAUAAUUCUGCUUCUGUGCAAAUGCUUUAUCAGGAAAUGUGUAAAGUUAGGGGUGAGGCACAAGCAUUACGCAUGGAAAGAAGUAUAUUAAAUGAUAAACUCUCAAGUUUACAAAAAUCAUAUGACCAAGUUUGCCACGUAAGUGCACCAAGUGCUAACGAACUUCAUGAACAAAUGGACUCUGUUAAGAAGCAACUUGAUGAAACCAAAGAAGAAAAUCUGCUAAAGGACCAGAAGCAUGGAGAGAUUGUCAGUGAUUUUCAGUCUCAAGUACAAGUUCUGCGAACUGAACUUCAUAAUGCAAAGAAAAAAAUUAGCCGCCAGUUAACAGAAGUCAGUGUGCGUAAAUACCAGGAAGCUCUGAAACGACACAAACAAGAAAUUGCCUCUCUGAGAAAAAGGCUGGCAGAUUCACACAAUGCAUGUGAUCUACUCAGAACUCGACUAGAAGAACUAGCAGACUUCUUGGAGCGUAUUCUAGAAAUGGAGGAGAGAGGCCUCAUUAAUUUAAGUCAGUUGUCUCCAAAGCAGCUAGCCUCGUUACAGAAAACUCUUGACGAGUCUCGUGCACUUUCUCGUUCACUAUCACAAUCACUAAUGAUUGGUAUGGACAUCACUGAACAUGGUGAUGAUGCACAUCUGUCUAGUUCAGUGAGCUCCAUAUCAUCUUGGAGCCUACAAAGAGAUGAUAGUUUUUCUGAAACACUUGAUUAUUUAGGAGCUAGUAGUCUUGAAGCCAUAGCUAACCUUCCUGAUGAGACAUUGUUACAGCCAGAGGAUUCUCAUGAUCCAGCUGUUCAAGCACUUGCCACACAGCUCAACAUUCAAAUUGACCAGAAAACACGAGAGAUUGAUGCCAUUGCUGAGAAUGUGUCGGUAUUAAGUGAAAAGCUAGCAGAGAGAAUACAGCAAGUGGAGCAACAGGCAGGAGUUAUUGGUGAACUACGAGAACAAGUGGAUUGUCUUCAGGAGGAAGUAAAACGUAGGGACCUUCAGCUUCUAGCACCUCAUGUUGACGAAGGUGAAAACAGCCAACAUCCUCUACAGAGCUCUUGGCAGAGUAGUAUAAACCCAAUUGCAACAUCAUCUCAGAGCACUGUGCAUGCUGUUUCUCCUCAGUCUACACUGGGAACUCAUAAUUCAAGCAGCCAAGAAAGUCUUCACAAGCCUCCCAGUAUUUGUUCUGACUCAUUGCCUCCUCCACCUCUUCACCUCCUUCAGGACAGCGAGUGUGAAAUCAGACCCGAUAUUAGGGAGUUGGAGAUUUGUCACGCAUCGGAUCGUAGCAGCCUGAGUGCAGUCAAAAGUGCAUACUCAACUGAUGCAGCUAUAAAGGCUUAUAGUGGGCACCUAGGUUACUUUCAGCAGUAUGCAACAACUGGUGAACAAAGUAUUGGUGAUGGACUAAAGCCAUGGAAGGAAAAUGCAAAUGGGCCUAUGACCUGUGCGAUACCUGAACAACCCUGGGCACCCAUUUCACCAUCUGAAAGUGAAGCUUGGAGUGAACCUGACAGAAAUGUAUCUUUAGCAAGAAUUGGACUUGAUGCUUGUACUCUUGGGGGUGCCCCAGAUAGAGCAUUAUCACGAUCUCGCCAGCAGAGAGCAUCUGCAAUUACUUCAGAAUCUGAUGGUGAGGCUGCACAUGAAGACACUGCCACUUGUGUUGCUAAUAACGUACUAACGCCAGGAAAAGCCUCCAAGAGGCGAUCUGAUGUUGCAGAACUUCGACGAGUAUCCACAAAACUGCGUGCUGUAGAACAACUGAAUGACACUCUCCGUGCAGAAUUGAACAUAUAUCAAACAUUGAGUCAAGAAAUGGCUCAACAACAGCAUGAUCAGCAACAGAGACCUAAGACUAGUGAUAAGAGUGUUGAAACACACAAGGGAGAGACAGCAGAUGCCUCGGUAGGUGCUGAAGAAGAACCUACAAUACCACCACCACCACCCAUAUUUGCUAUUCCUGCACCAUUGUUAGAAGAGAUUCGUGCACUGCGCCUUAAACUAGAAGAAGCAAUUGCUAACAAUGACCAUCUUCGAGAUCAACUUGAAGCAGCAUUAACAGCACAUCCACAAGAUGAAGCACGGUUCCAUCACCUUACUGCUGCUUUGCAGACAGCUCAAGAAGAAAUGCGUGAAGCAAGAGAUAGAUUGCAAGGGUCACAGGAAUCUGUUCGUGAGCAGCAAGAAAAAUAUAACAAUAUUCAAUUUAAGCUCCAAGAGUGCGAGGGCCGUCUAACACAAUGUUAUAUCCAACUUGAAGCUGCACAAACUGAAUCACUAGCUGUAAAAUCUGAUUUGAGUAAUGCUCAUCAACUGUUGCAAGAGAGAGGCUUGCUAUUACAAGAACGUGAUUCACAGUUGGCAGAAAGACAGCAGACUAUGAAUGAAAUGGCACUCAAAAUUAUUCAGCUUGAAAAAGAUGCUGUUAAAAAUCCAGAUCUGGAUGAACACUUGCAAAAACUACAGAGCGAGUUACAAAAGCAAGAAAUGCGUUUACUUCAAGUCAACAAAGAACGUUUGUCUCUUGUUGGGGAGCGUGCUUGUCUACAGGCACAGCUGGCCUCUGCCUCGACCCAUGCUCGUUUACUUCAAGAUGGCAAACAAGAUGUAGAUGGAGUGGGAGAAGAGCGUAUUACUUUACUUCAGCAACUUGAUGUUGAGCGUACUACAGUAUCAAAUCUGCAUAAGGAGCGACAACAGCUGCUAACAGAUAAGGAACGUCUUGAAAAGGAAAUGCAAGUGUUGCAAGAGGAAGUAGCAGGUUUACGAGCAAAAAUUGAACACCUCACAUCUCAUCAGGAUUAUGCUGGUCAACAAGCUGACAGAGAGAAAAGGAACUUGACAGAAUUACAAAAUGAAUAUACUACACUGCAGCGUAAUCGUAAUGAGCUCCACUUAAAGGCUCAGAAUCUUGAGAUUCAGUUGCAAGUCAUGACAGAGAAGCACAAAACUGCAGAAGAUGCACAGCUUUGUUUAAUUGAACAAAAGUCUCUUGUGAAGCAACUAACUGCACAACUCGAUUCAGAACGUUGUCUCACCGCAAAUCUUCAGUUACAGCUCAAGACCCUUCGAAGCAGUACAUCACCAACUACCUCUCAAGGUGAUGAUUCUGUUGUUCCAAAUGAAAGUGAUCACGCGUCACACGAAAGUGUCACCAGCAUCGAGUUCUUCCGCCCAUUAUCUGAAACAGGUUUAUUACACAAGCAUAGAGCCACAUCACUCAGCCCCACGUCUGGAGACAAAAGUAAAAUACAGGAACGUCGUGCUGCAAGUAGUAGCCGUAGACGAGAGAGCAAUAAACGGAUCAACCAUUGGAGUGAAGAUAAAGAGAACCACCAAAUUGCCACCACCACCACAAUUACCACCACCACUAGCAGUAGCAAAAAAAAUCGACGCCUUCACAGUGGCAUUUCCAGCGAUGGAAUAUUUGCACAACAUGCCGCUCAACCCCUACUACUUCACCAACCUGACGAGGAAGGUGAUGGAGGUACAACUUCUGGUGAAUCGCCUGACUUGGGUAUUGGAUCAGACUAUCCCUUUUCCAGCUUGGAAAGAGGGACCCGCACACUGCGCUCACUCGUUCACACUGCUCAAGAUCUCCCACCACCUCCGUUGUGCUCCGAACCUAAUCUCCAGCAGUUGCUGAGUCACAGCAUUUUAAGUGAGGAGAAUCAACAGUUGCGACUGGAGCGGGAUAAUCUGACAUCUAAGUUGGCCUCUACAAAGGAAACAUUGAAGAACACAGAAGAGAAGCUAUAUAAAGCAAAUCAGCGCAAGGAAAAUGUUGAAAGAGCUAUUUGUAAACAACUGUACAAGACACAUGAUGUGUUAAAGAAAGCAAACACACAGUUGAAGCAAGUAAAUACUCUUCCUAAAUAAAUUUAAUAACUGAAUUUUAUGAGGCUAUUUGAUAUGUGAAAUAUUCGUUUUCCAGUUUGACAUUUAUUUUGUAUUAAAUUGGAUCUUAGAUGUGAAAUAAUAUACAUGUGCUGGCCAUUGAUAAAUUUAGUAGUGCAACAGAUGUUGAUAACAGUUUCCAGAGAGAGCUCGGUCAAAACAAUACAUAUACUGUACGUAGUGCAAAUUACAAGUGUCGGAACUACAAAUUUCUACGUGUAAUUUGAAAUGUACCUUGUGUUGUGUUGUGAUGAAAUUGUGAAGACAAUCUCAAGUGUCUAUUGCUCCAAACUAUGGCUGUAUGACUCUUGCUGUGUACCGUCCUCCAUAUUAUUCUCAACUGUACAGUAUACUGGUAAGUGAUAAAAGAAUACUGUACUCUGUAACAUAGCAUCAGGUAUAUUCCUCACUCUGUGAUAAUUGGAAUACCCUAGGCAGGUCUGAUACUUGGCUUUAUCCAUCAGUGUUUGUAAAUUUUAUUGGACUUUUCAGAAGGAUGGCAUCAUAUUGUUAAACAUAUGUUCAUAUUGUAUAUUUGGUGCUGAUUUGCAACUAUCCAUCCUAAAGUAUUGUUGGCACGGUGUUGCCAAUUAUGGUAAGUUAGCACUGUUGUGUGUCUUAUGUCAGGUCCCCCCUCCCCCUUCUGUGAUUACAAUAGCUCAUAUCAGGUUUCUUUAUCAAUCUUUAAGGAUUAUUUAAUAAUAGAAUUGAAUAUGAUUAUUGGUUCCAGACUUAGGCAUAUAUUCAUCACAAGCACUAUUUUCUCCAGACAUUCCAGCUGUCAGUAAUGCACAACUUUAGUAAUGAAGAUCAUCAGCUAAAGUUAUUUGAAGGGCUAUCUUCUGUGUUGUAACAUUUUUCAAUAUCUUUGGUCUGGUUAGAUUACAAAUGUUUAUAGUGUGAUUUUUAUAUACAGUACUUAAGAUCAUAAUUAUACAUUGUAAAGAUUUCAUUUAACCAAUUUGUUAUAAGAUUACUUUUAAUUAAAUGCUGGGAAAACUUUCAUGAACUGUAAAUCAAUGACUUAAGUAUGAUAGUAAACUGGGUUUGAUGGUUUUGGUUAAACCGUGACGUUCUUUUCGUGUGGCUGCCGUUUAGGACUCGGCUGUGUGUCCACGAAUAAAGCGUCUCUUUCUGUUUGGUACCAGAAACACGAAGUGUACACAUAAUAUCAAGUCCUUUAUAAGCAACUGCCUGCGACUUGUGCACAACUACUACUGCCUCUAAUCCAGUCUGUUGUAUUUUCUUAAAAUUGGAUUAUGAUUUACAUGUAUAUUUGUAAGUGCAGUACUAUUUAUUGUAAGGACACUGAAAAUGUUCUUGUGAUGAACACAAACCUUUUACAUUUGUUGUAUUUAUAUUACCUAACCACUCCACAUUGGUUUUAAUGAUUAUCCAAUAAUUUGUAUAUUUAGAACACCAGGCAUAUAGGAACCUUUUAAUUCUUAAGUGUGCUUGUAUAAAAUCGGAAAUGUGUAUACUGUAUAUUUUGUACCGAGAUGGUUGUCUUCCACAUUUUAUUAUGUACAAAGUAGGUUAAAAGUAUGUGUAUUUAGUGCACAUGGGCCUCAAGUGAACUGAUAUGUAUUAUAUAGCUGAACUGAUAUGAAGCUUAAAACAUGAAA